AUGGCAGCAGUUUUAAAAAAGAGAGCAUUGGCUGAAUAUAAUAAAUCGUUUCAGGAUGGUCCUUCUUCCAAAAAGCUACACUUAGUCAAGAAACCCCUGAUUGGUAGUUCUGCCGCUGCAUUCGUCGGUUUGCUAGAAAAGUGCAAGUCUAGUGAUGAGGCUCUUCAGCUACUUCUUAGAAUCUCAGAUUGUCUCCAAUUCCAAGAGUCCGAUGUAGAGGAAGCUAUCAAGAAGCUUUCGGAACAUUUCCAGUCAGAAGAAGAGUCUGUUGUGAGGGUCAAGAUAUUGUGGUUGUUUUGUGACAUCGGACUGGAAUGUCCUGGAGCUAAUCUAAAUAACUUAAUCGAUGAAACUAUACACCUGAUUAAGAAUGAGACUUCACACAAGGUGAUAGCUCAAGGUAUAGCGACAUUGUUAAAAUUAGGUAACAAACUCAGUGAGGACAAGAUUCUGAUGACGAGACUAGUAACAGUAGCAAGAGACAAUCUAAAGGAUACAAGUCACCAAGUGAAGUGCAGAUGCUUGCAACUUAUAAGUGAGCUGUAUCCAAUAUGCCCCGAGCCUGACAGAACUGCAGAAAUGAUUACAGAAGCUAAUGUUAUCAUCAAAUUGCUUGGAGACUACAGCAACGCUGAGGAUGCAAGAGUGCGCUGUGAAGCUUUCCAAUCAUUGUUAACACUACAUGAGCGUGGCCUCACGCUUAGUGUAGACCUGUAUGACCCAGUGUGUGCAGCUCUGUCUGAUGAUUAUGAGAUUGUGAGAGAAGUCGCUCUCAAACUUGUGUGGUUAUUGGGCAACAAGUACCCAGAAAAUACGGUCACACUACAAGAUGGAGAAACAACAAUGAGACUAGUUGACGAUGCAUUCAUCCGCAUAUGUUCCGCAGUAAAUGACUUAUGCAUGCAAGUGCGGGCGCUUUCGUGUUCAUUGCUGGGAACGACGCGUGCCGUCUCUGAUCGUUUUCUGUUGCAAACUUUAGACAAACAGCUUAUGAGUAAUAUGAAGAAGAAGCGUACAGCCCACGAGCGCGGUGCGGAAUUAGUGCGGUCGGGCGCUUGGGCGAGCGGGCGGCGCUGGGCGGACGACGCGCCCGGCCAGCUGCUGGAGCAGGCGGCCGUGCAGCUGCUGCCCGGCGGCGCGGCCGGCGCCUUCGUGCACGGCCUGGAGGACGAGUUCAUGGAGGUACGAACCGCAGCCGUAGAAGCAAUAUGCCAGUUAUCUAUGGAAAAUCCAGUGUUUGCAACCACCUCUUUGGACUUCCUCGUGGACAUGUUCAACGAUGAGAUCGAGGACGUGAGGUUACGCGCCAUCGACAGUCUCACACGAAUAUCCCAUCACAUCGAAUUGAGAGAGGAUCAACUGGAAAUUAUUCUGGGAGCUUUAGAGGAUUACUCAAUGGACGUCAGAGAAGGCUUGCACCGAAUGUUAGGAUCUUGUACCGUAGCUUCGAAGACAUGCCUUGAAAUGUGCAUUGACAAGAUAUUAGAGAAUCUCAAGAGAUAUCCACAAGACAAACGUUCCACAUUCCGUUGUGUCCAGCAAAUGGGAAGUAAACACGCAACUCUAGUAUUACCUCUCACUACACGCCUGCUCGGUGUCCAUCCAUUCUUUGACAUGCCUGAACCCGAUGUUGAAGAUCCAGCUUACAUGUGCGUGCUGAUCCUGGUACUAAAUGCGGCGCAGCACUGCAGCACGAUGCUGCCGCUGUUCGAGCAGCACACCGUCAAGCACUACACCUACCUGCGCGACACCAUGCCGCACCUCGUGCCGCCGCUGCCCAUCGGUGACACCCAGCAGUCCCGCAGUGAGAAGAACGAAGCGGAGAUAGACGACAGUGCGGUGCGUCGUUUCUUCGACUCGGUUCUUCAGCAUAUCGACAACGUGACGCUGUCCACGUCGGUCCGCCUGAAGAUGUUGCAGUCAGCCGAGGAGCAACUUAAUAAGUUGUCAGAAAUGGAGCCGAUGGUGUCGGGGGCCGCCAACUUCACGGCGCUGUUCGCGCGCUGCGUGCUGUCGCUGCACGCGGCGUUGCACGCCAGCGCGCCGCCCGCGCACGCGCUGCAGCAGCUCGCCACCGACUGCCUCCGACUGCAGCACCAGUUCAGCGGCGUGUCGGAGCAGGAGAGCGCGUGCGUGAGCCAGCUGGCGCUGCGCGUCACCGCGGCGCGGCUGGCGGGCGCGCGCGCCGCGCACCACGCCGCCGCGCUCACGCACCAGGCCGAGCUGCUGGACCGCCUGCUCGCCUCCGCCGGUGUGGAGCCAGAUCCAUUCACAAUAGCAGUAUUUCAACAAUUAUCUUUAAGUGGAGAUCACAAGCCUGCGGCUCUGGCACGCGCUAUACAACCGCUACUACUGUCUGCACCGCUACCUACCAUACCCAGACCUAAUCUUAAGAUCCGCAUGUGCUCAGCGAGCAUCAUCGAGCCGGCGACCGACAACGACACGGUAUUGCGGUUCUGCGCGGGUCUCAUCGCCGGCGUCGCGCUUGAGGCAGAGGUCGUGCGCGUGCGCGACCCUCACGCCCUGCGCGUGCGCGUGGCCUACCCCGACACGCGCGUGCACGCCCUCGUGCCGCCGCGCGACCACCUGCGCCCGCUCGACCAUACCAACACCAAUGACGAUGGCACGCAAAAUGUUCGUCUGCUCACAAAAGUAUUAAUAUCUCAUGGGGUGUGGACGGAGCCCUGCGGAGUGGAUAUAUCAGUGUGUCUGGCAGUUGAAGAAGGUGGUGGUCGAGACGCGGCCCCUCUAAUAGAACUUUGCAAGCCUGUUCGUGUCACCGUUGCCCCUAAACCUAUUAAGAGAGGCAUAUAGGAUUUAAUUAAAAAUCCUAAGCCCAGGAGACCUAUCUUCGAAAUACAUAGCCCAUAACUAUGAACUAAAAAGUUUAGUGUUUUUAAGUGAGAAAAUCUGAAUAAAGGUUCUGAAUAAAUAAAUCACAUCAAAUGUAA
This is a messenger RNA of Melitaea cinxia (Glanville fritillary), 2951 nucleotides long. It is a transcript of the gene IntS4, whose product is annotated as integrator complex subunit 4. Gene Ontology annotation, biological process: snRNA processing. Lineage: Eukaryota; Metazoa; Arthropoda; Insecta; Lepidoptera; Nymphalidae. The transcript has 16 exons. The coding region runs from base 1 to 2814 and encodes 937 amino acids. The record is from RefSeq and is a predicted model, not a curated record. Gene Ontology annotation, cellular component: integrator complex.